AGGGUUUUUGCGAAGCGAAACAAAGAAAGAGGCGAUUAUACAAAAACGCGCACACAUUUACAUAUUGAAAGAGUGAGUGGGUAUGUGUGUGUGUGCGAGUGUUAUCUCUUAAACACCAGAUAAAUUCUUUUCAAAAAACCGUUUAAAAAACAAAAAAAAUAUAACCGUUGAUUACAUUCGCGCGCGCCCCCAUGGUGGCUCAGCUUGAGGAGAGUGUGACUCCCUCUCUGGACCAUGUUGAGAGGACAAAGUCUCUGAUCUGUGCUUUGAACUUCAUAUCUCGAGACCUCCCUCUACCUCCUGAAUUAUUCGACACCGUUUCAUCCAUCUAUUAUGGCCACCAAGAGGGCGUUACCGAGGUUCUUGAUGAUGGGGUCCAUGGUGCCGAUGGAUCUGACCAGACAGCCGUGGCUGAAAAGGGUUUGGAUGGUCCUAAGAUUCCUAAUGGAGCAGAUUUGAUGAGUGACUUUGAGAAUGCACUGUCUAAGCAACGGCAAAAAUGCAUGUCAGGCACUGGAUUGAAAGAUUCAAGGGAAAAUCGCUAUCAGAGCCACGUUCAGCACCGAUUAAAUGAACUUGAAGAAUUGCCUUCAAGUAGAGGUGAGGAGCUGCAGACAAAGUGCUUACUUGAACUCUAUGGACUAAAGUUAGCAGGGUUGCAAAAUAAGGUUCGGUCUGAUGUGAGUUCGGAAUACUGGCUUCGCUUGAACUGUGCAUUUCCUGAAAAGCAACUGUUUGAUUGGGGCAUGAUGCGAUUGCGCCGUCCUCUGUACGGGGUUGGAGAUGCUUUUGCCAUGGAAGCUGAUGAUCAAUUCAGGAAGAAGCGGGAUGCUGAGAGGCUGUCAAGGUUGGAAGAGGAGGCAAGGAACCAAAUCGAGACUAGAAAAAGAAAAUUUUUUGCUGAAAUACUUAAUGCUGUCCGUGAAUUCCAAGUGCAAAUUCAAGCUUCUGUAAAACGCCGAAAGCAAAGGAAUGAUGGAGUCCAGGCAUGGCAUGGAAGGCAAAGGCAACGUGCUACACGGGCUGAGAAAUUGAGGUUCCAAGCUCUAAAGGCUGAUGAUCAAGAAGCAUACAUGAGGUUAGUCAAAGAGAGCAAGAAUGAGCGGUUAACCACGCUUCUUGAAGAGACAAAUAAGCUUCUUGUUAACUUGGGAGCUGCCGUUCAACGUCAGAAAGAUGCUAAACAUUUAGAUGGCAUUGAACCCUUGAGAGACUCAGAAGACGAUUUGCUUGACUUGGAUGCUUCAGAGAAUGGAACUCCUGGGGAUUCACCUUCUGAGGAAGAUGAAAUUAUUGAUUCUGAUCGUAAUGACGAGUCUGCUGAUUUACUUGAAGGUCAGAGGCAGUAUAACUCUGCAAUUCACUCAAUUGAAGAGAAGGUAACUGAGCAACCGUCCUUGCUUCAAGGUGGAGAAUUGAGGCCAUACCAGAUAGAAGGGCUCCAAUGGAUGCUGUCGUUGUUCAAUAACAACCUAAAUGGAAUUUUAGCUGAUGAGAUGGGACUGGGAAAGACAAUUCAAACAAUUUCUUUGGUUGCAUAUCUCAUUGAGAACAAGGGUGUUAUGGGGCCCCACCUAAUAGUGGCUCCAAAGGCUGUGCUACCCAAUUGGAUCACUGAAUUUUCAACAUGGGUUCCCAGUAUUGCAGCAGUUGUUUAUGAUGGACGACCAGAUGAGCGAAAGGCACUAAGGGAGGAGUACUUUACAGAGAGAGGAAGAUUUAGUGUGUUGAUCACACAUUAUGAUCUCAUAAUGAGAGAUAGACAAUAUUUGAAGAAAGUUCACUGGAUCUAUAUGAUUGUUGAUGAAGGGCAUCGUUUAAAGAAUCAUGAGUGUGCUCUUGCAAAGACUAUUGCCGGGUAUCAGAUUCAACGUAGACUUUUGUUAACUGGGACACCAAUCCAGAAUAGUUUGCAGGAAUUAUGGUCCCUCCUCAAUUUUCUCCUCCCAACCAUUUUCAAUUCCGUCGAGAACUUUGAAGAGUGGUUCAAUGCUCCCUUCAUGGAUCGGGGUCAGGUUGCUCUUACAGAUGAAGAGCAAUUGUUGAUUAUUCGUCGUUUGCAUCAUGUUAUAAGGCCAUUCAUUUUGAGGAGGAAAAAAGAUGAGGUAGAGAAGUACCUUCCUGGGAAAUCCCAGGUCAUACUUAAAUGCGAUCUGUCAGCAUGGCAAAAAGUAUAUUACCACCAAGUGACAGAGUUGGGCAGAGUUGGGCUAGAUACUGAUUCUAGGAGAUCAAAGAGUCUGCAGAACUUGUCGAUGCAGCUUAGAAAGUGUUGUAACCACCCAUACCUUUUUGUUGGAGAAUACAAUAUGUGGCGCAAGGAAGAGAUCAUCAGAGCAUCUGGAAAAUUUGAGCUACUUGAUCGUUUACUCCCAAAACUCCAUAGAUCUGGGCAUAGAGUCCUACUUUUCUCACAGAUGACUCGUCUCAUGGACAUUCUCGAAAUAUAUUUGAAACUAAACGAUUUUAAGUUUCUUAGACUUGAUGGCUCGACAAAGACAGAGGAAAGAGGGACAUUACUCAAGCAAUUUAAUGCUCCAGACUCUCCCUACUUUAUGUUUCUCUUGAGUACUCGUGCUGGAGGACUUGGUUUGAACUUGCAAACAGCAGAUACUGUAAUAAUCUUUGACAGUGAUUGGAAUCCACAAAUGGACCAACAGGCGGAGGAUCGGGCCCAUCGAAUUGGACAGAAGAAAGAAGUCAGGGUUUUUGUGUUGGUUAGUGUUGGAUCGAUUGAAGAGGUAAUCUUGGAACGUGCUAAGCAGAAGAUGGGCAUUGAUGCCAAGGUUAUCCAGGCUGGACUUUUCAAUACAACUUCCACUGCUCAGGACAGAAAAGAGAUGUUAAAGGAGAUAAUGCGUAAAGGUACAAGCUCUCUUGGAACAGAUGUACCAAGUGAGAGAGAAAUCAACCGUCUCGCAGCCCGCUCAGAUGAGGAAUUUUGGCUGUUUGAGAAGAUGGAUGAGGAGAGAAGGCAAAAAGAGAACUACCGAUCUCGUCUUAUGGAAGAGCAUGAAGUUCCUGAGUGGGCAUAUUCUGCACCUGAUAGUAAGGAAGAUCAGAACAAAGGUUUUGAACAUGAUAGCAGCAAAAUUACAGGAAAACGGAAAAGGAAGGAAGUGGUUUACGCUGAUACAUUAAGUGAUUUACAAUGGAUGAAAGCUGUGGAAAAUGGACAAGACAUAUCGAAGCUUUCAACUAAAAAGAGAAGGGACCAUCUUCCAUUGGAGGGCAAUGAAACAGUUAGUAAUAGUACAGGUGCAGAGAAAAAGGUAUUAGAAGUGAAGAAUGAGAAUCUGCCUACUGCCAGUGAGGGAACAAGUGAGGAUACCUAUGGUUCGGCCCCAAAGAGACUGCAGUUUGAGAGGGGAAAUUCAGAAAAAGCUGAAUAUCAGAGUGUUGAAAAGCCUGAACGUCAAGGUGUUCAAGGAAGUUAUUUGAAUGGGCAUUUAUUUACAUGGACUACCCACAAGAAGAAGAGAUCAAGUUAUGUCGUCCAGAGCUCAUCAUCUGAUUCUAGAGGGCAGAACUCAAAUGGAAGAGGAAACGUGUGGAAUUAAUAUAAAAUGACUUGGCGAAAAUGACAGGAUGAACCUGAACAGUCCCUGCUCAUUCUAGUUGUCUCAAAGUUGCUGGAAUUUCAU
This is a messenger RNA of Pistacia vera, 3644 nucleotides long. RefSeq names its product probable ATP-dependent DNA helicase CHR12. The transcript is spliced from 12 exons. Gene Ontology annotation, molecular function: ATP-dependent chromatin remodeler activity; DNA binding; histone binding. Bases 192 to 3560 code for a protein of 1122 amino acids. The record is from RefSeq and is a predicted model, not a curated record. Lineage: Eukaryota; Viridiplantae; Streptophyta; Magnoliopsida; Sapindales; Anacardiaceae. Gene Ontology annotation, cellular component: nucleus. Gene Ontology annotation, biological process: positive regulation of transcription by RNA polymerase II.